This is a messenger RNA of Thrips palmi, 1743 nucleotides long. RefSeq lists its product as uncharacterized. The transcript has 8 exons. The record is from RefSeq and is a predicted model, not a curated record. Lineage: Eukaryota; Metazoa; Arthropoda; Insecta; Thysanoptera; Thripidae. Bases 886 to 1353 code for a protein of 155 amino acids.
GUAUGUAGCCUAACCUCUGCGAACUUGGCGCGUAGCUUCUCUUUGUCGUUUCUGUUGCCUUCUGACCUUCUGGCUCGGAGCAUAUGAAUAGUUUAUAUUUCUAGUGACUGACUAGAGACGCGAGCCUCAGAAACGCCUCAGUCUUCUCCUUUGUUCUCAAAAUCUCAUUCAGUUUAUUUGCUUUGCUUUAGCUCAUCACUUCUUCUUUUUCAGAAACUAGGUUCACUUUUUCAUGUAUUCUAAUCGUUGGUUUGUUUGCAGGUAUGGGAUUGGAUCAUUGCUGCAUUUCAUCACUGCUGAUUUGAUCACUUGAUGCAUCACUUCUUUUGCCGACAAGUGUCAAAUCUCAUCACUCCCUGAGGUUCCACUGUUUAAUGUGUGAUUCUGGGUGGCCCCUUUAUCCGAUUCCCUCUGGCGACCCUGCCUGGUCUGCUUUCCUGCGGUGGACUGCGGACUGUGGAUACCACUUGUUUACAUUGGUUUUUUUAAAUUUUUCAUUGUUGCCUGAGAGUAGCCAAACCCUCGCCUUCCAUCGUCUUUUCUUGUGAUUGAUUGGUGUCCCUCUGGACUGACGACACUGCUUGGUCUGCUUUCCUGCGGUGGACAGCGGACUGUGGACACACUUGUUUACAUUGGUUUCUUUAAACUUUGGAUUCGGUUUCUUGUCUGAGAGCGGAUAGAUGGAAGUGGUCUCCUGGUGUCUCUUUGUUUUGUUUUUGGGUUUACAUUUGAUGAUUUAAUUUUUGAGAAUGGAGUCCAAUCUGGUGCGUCUCACUACAUGUGAUGAUCUUAGAAAAUAUUUGAUCUCUCUUGGAGUUAGACAAGAAACAGCAAAAUAUUUCUUCGAUCAAGAUGUUGAUGGAGAGCUUUUUGUGGAAUUGACUGAUGAAUCUCUCCGUAAGGUUUUCCCCAAACCUUACUUUUGGGCAAAAAAAAGAGUGUCUCAAAAUCAUUAGCAAAAUCCAGCAAUCCAAAGAAAGUUUUAUAUUUAAUCCAGAAACUAAUUGUGAAUCAUUUGAAGUUUUUGAUAUAUCUUAUUUUAAGUCAUUGAACCCACAAGGUCUUUCAUUGUUUUUACAAGAGAAAUGUACUGAUAUCUCAGCUGAAAACAUAAUUUACUUACUGAAUGAAGAAGUGGACGGCGAGGCUUUCCUAGAAUUUACUGAGGAAUCUCUAAUUUCCAAUUUUCCUAACUUAAGUUUUGAUCAAAGGACAGCUAUUCAAAAUUUAUUUAAUUACGGUGGUGAGCUACAGAGUGAGGCAACUUUUAUUAAAAUCAAAAAACCUAAUUCAGCUGAUGUGCCAGUGUUAGAAGCAGAAGAUGACUUAGGGUGUUACACACUGCAAGCUUAGUUGAUGUAAAUGGGCAAUUAAAGCCCUGUUCAAAAAACUCGCAAGAACUUGAACUGGCUCCUUGUGUAAGUGCCUCUUUCCUGAAAAAGAGGAGCCGAAAAAGUGAUGCUGCGAAAAAGCCCAAGACUAUAGCAGAAGAUGUUGUAUGUUUCUCUCUCAUGCAAACCAUUAUAUUAACCUGUUAACCCACUCAACUCCAAAAUGCAUUUAUGUUUGUUUCUUUUUUUAUUGAAGGAACCAAUGGAUGUACUUUCUAUUCUGGAUCAAUCCCAUGAAGGCCAAAAGGUCAUAGAGUUUAUUAAGACAAAUGAGAGGUGUGAUAUGACCCAUCAAAUUGUUAUGAUGCGAAUUUUGUACGAAAAAUUUUUGUGAAGGAAAAGAGAGUCCAGU